Messenger RNA from Guillardia theta CCMP2712, 3474 nucleotides. RefSeq lists its product as hypothetical. Lineage: Eukaryota; Cryptophyceae; Pyrenomonadales; Geminigeraceae. The record is from RefSeq and is a predicted model, not a curated record. The coding region runs from base 1 to 3474 and encodes 1157 amino acids. Gene Ontology annotation, biological process: positive regulation of DNA-templated transcription. Gene Ontology annotation, molecular function: protein binding. The transcript has 9 exons.
AUGGUCAGGGAGAGAGAUUCUGACAUAGAGGAGGGAGCGGUGGCGUCUGGGGGAACCCACCUGGGAGGUCAGAACAUGGUGAAGGAGGAAGAGGUAUACGCACGUGGUGGUUCAACCGACGAGGGGGUGGGCGAGACGGCGAAGGCUCUUGUGAGCCCCAGGCACGUUUACGGCCUUCCUUCUCCCCAGGGCAACAUCCGCUUGGUGGCAACCUUGCGACUUCCUCAGUCGGCAUCAUCGCAAGCAGAGAGGGGGGAAGGUGGGGAAUGGGACGACGAGAGCAAGGAGCGGGUGGGGAAGGGAAGCGAUCGGGAGUACCGGCACCUCACCUGCGUGGACUGGAAGCCCUCGUCCUUCAAUGAUCUUCUCACCACCGCCAAGGUCAUCGAGGACUUCCAGGGGUUCUCCCCCAAGUUCGUCGAGCUGGACCGGGACACUGAUCUCAACGUCCCUCCUGGCUGGCUGGUGGACCCGUCCGCUUCCUUCCAGAGCCUCUCCGGCUGCGACUCGGCGCUGGUGUCCAGAGCUCUGGCUGACCUGCGCAUCUCGGCAGAGUUGGCGGGAGUGAACUCAGACGACGCUGACUUCAUCGCCUCGGACGCCACUAUGAAGGCUAUCUUUGCCCUUCCCUUCUCAGAGGCCAGCGUCAGCGUCACGGUCCACCGGGUCGACCAGUCGCUGAUCUUCAGUGGGAUCAUAGGAGGGGAUGUGAGGUCGAUGAAGAAGAACGAGAGCUCGACGCUCUUUGAGGAGCAGGAGGAGGAGUGCGACCAAGGGCUGGGCAGCGGGAGAGGAGAGCCUGUGGACGAAGGCGACGAGGCCGAAGGCAGGAGGAGGCAGCGGGCUAGCGAGGACAGCUACCUGUUCUCAAACUUGAUGUCCUACUCCAUCUCCAGCAAUAGCACAGACGAGGCGUCGACAGCAGUCGGGGAAGAGCUGGAGGAAGGGACCGUGGUCCCAUCGCGGGAGGCCCAGGGCAGGCAGCGGCCUCAGCAGCAUCUCGAUUUGCCCAUCUUCCAGGAGCACGAGGGCAGCAGCAGCAGCAGCGGCAGCAGAGAUAGGAGGGUGCAGGACUUGCAAGGAGGACGCGCGAAUUUCUUCCGCCGGGCCGUGCACUUCCAGUUCAACCAGCUGAACCUGCUGCUGGGCAGUGACACAGUCAUCUUCAACAGGGGCCCCCGGAGGUCGAAGCUGAGCCUGAGGCUGGAGGACGCGGACGCGCAGGUGAAUCAGCAGACGUGCUUGGACUACUGGCUGGACAACAUCUUCAACAACCUGUCGGAGACGGCCGUGUGCUACCACAAGGAGGGGAGGGUGCACGGGUACCAGCUCGUGAGGACCGAGGAGAUUCCAAAGUGGAGUGGUUUCUCCUUCGAGCCCAAGGCCGUGAUGGAGAGCGCGUCUUCCAUCCUCCAGUUCCUGCAGCAGAACUGCACCAAGGAAGCAGGGACGUACUGGCUAUGCCGAGCCGAGGGAAGCGACGAGCUGCAGCUCUUCUGCCUCGACGACGCGGACAACAAGCACCGCAACGCUCUCUCCCAGCCCGUCGGCCUACUCUGCUUCCGCAUCGCGCGCAAGCUGCAGCAGCGUGACCGGGAGGCGAUCGAGGAAGGAGGAGCGUCAAAGCACAGGCAGAGGACGGCAAGGCUCUUCCUCAACGCCCUAACUGUCCUGGACGAGACUCUGCACGCGGCGACCGUCUGCCUGUGCCACGAGGGGCUGGCAGACGCCAUGGUCGGGGCCGAGUGGCUGCCGGAGAGCGAGGGGAUGGUGCCGAGCGAGGGAGAGUUCUACGUGGACGAGAACGGAGACCUGCAAGAGUCGUACCGUCGUCCCCGCAGGGAGGACGAGGGCAACUUUCGACCCAACGUGGGGGACACGGCGGAGUGGGGGGCAGGAUAUUCCCUGCCAGACCUGGAGAACGCGGAGGCGCACUACAGUGAGGCGCUGAAGAUGAUGGAUGGACGCCACGGGGGGAGGGAGGAGGAGGAGGGGGGGGAGGAGGAGGCCAGGAGACUGAGGACGCUGCGGCGUCUGAGGUGCAAGGCAUCCAAGUGCGGCAUCGCCAUCGGGCUGCGACUGCUGAAGAGAGGGGACCUCCCCAACGCGCUCAUGCGCUCCGUGAGCGCGUACAAGAGGUGCGUCAGGGGGCAGAGCAGGGAGGAGGAGGAGAUUGUGAGCGAGGCGAUGGAGCUCUGGGCGGACAUCCACGAGGCUCUUUGCGGGCUGUCGGUGGAGAGGGUGAAGAGGCUGAGGGGUCAGCUGGUAGAGGUGCAGGAGGAGGAGCGGGUGCUUCACUUUGGGGACUUCGAAACCCUGGGCUGCUGGAAAGGGAGCAAGGGGGAGGAGGACGAGCAAGGGACGGACCUGACACCGCUGUCGCAUCCCCUCAGCUCGGACCUGGAGGACAACUGCAACCACGCGAUCCGCUACCUCAUCCGUGCCAUCCAGCACUGCCACACCCACAGCAGGAGGAGUGACCUGAUGGUGAAGCUCGGUAGCGUCUACGAGAAGCUCGGGGAGCACUACACGGGCACCGGGCGGUUCACCCGAGCUCACCAGCACUACCGGCAGGGGAUGCAGCUGUUCCAGUCCAUCGGAGACAGCCACUCCUCCUCCGCCCUCGCCUUCAAGCUCGGCAAGCUCUUCUCUGCUCGCUCGCACUCGUCGCCUCCUCUCCCGGGCCUGUCGCCCGAGCAGCUCAACGACCUCUGCCGCGCGCGGGGCCUCGUGCAGGCAGCACGGGAUGAGAUCGAGAAGCUGGCGAGCUCUCCUUCGGCCCUCUCAAACAAGCGGAUGAAGUCACUGAGGGAACUUCUUUUGAGCGUCAAGGAAGAGCUUGCAGACAUAGACAUGGCGCUAGGGGUUGGCAAACUUCAUGCUCCUCAGAGUCCUAAGAUCGGGUUUCCCUUCGCAGCCCUCACUCCUAAGAAUGAGGACCCGACCGACGAGGAGGCGAUUCGCUCUGAUCGCGCAGACGUCUGCUUGCUGCGAGCUCUGGCUGUCUACGAGAGCCUCUCCCAUCCCCAAGCCUUCGCUGCCCACAUCUACUUGUCCUCCUUCAUGCUCAAGGUGGAGAUGGAAGUGUCCGAGGCCAUCAAGUCUUGUGGAGCAGGGGAGGAGAAGUCGCUCCUACGCACCCGCAAGACUUGGAGGCAGAGGGCAGCUCGCCACAUGCUGCAAGCAAGGGCGUUGGCGCCCAGCAUGGCUGAGCAGAUCUUCAAUUGCGACGACGCGGAGACUGUCGGGGAGGACGAGAUGCUGCUGCGAGCUGCUGCCAAGCAUGCUACCUUUCUGCUGAUGGAGCUGAUCCGCGACCAACUCGCCCACCGCAACCUCCAGCUCGUCGAGCGCUACAAGUCGCUCUUCCGCAGCGCCCUGACCCUCUCCCAGGCAUCGGGCAGGCAGUUCCUCAGGGACCUCGCGACCCUCCACUCUCAGCUUUCGUCGUCGUCGGGCAGCUGCGCGACUUGA